UAAAAGCCAGCGUAACGUUAUAUACGAAUAGCUGUGUGUCUCGCGAGGAAACACAAUAACAACAAUCAAAUAAACCAUUGAUUUAGCGAUUGAUCCGUCGGUGGAAGCGCUCAAAGAAGUCAUGUCGAUGUCCGGGAGCUCUGAUGACUGCUAUUUCUACUACUACUCCACGUGUACUAAAGGAGACGAGUGUCCGUACCGUCACUGCGAGCAGGCGUUGGGAUCGGAGAUCACGUGCACUCACUGGCAGAACGGCAACUGUCGUCGACCCGCUGUCUGUAAGUUCCGACACAUGGAGUCCCGUAUCGAUCGGUCGGCCAUCAGGUGUUGGUUUGAGACACAGCCCACGGGUUGUCGUAAACCCCAUUGCGUUUUCCUUCACCAAAAGCCGCGGACCGUAACCCUAGACGAGGACAGCGGUUCCGCUGAGGCCACCGCCAAUGGUAUCAUACGUCCGGUGGUCGCCAACGACGAGACCAACGAUCAGACCGUUAGUAAUCACGCAAACAAUGGCACCAAUAGUCCGAACGUAAGGCAAAGUGCGACCAAAAAAGGCGAAGACUUCUCCAAAAUGAAACUCUUUGACGAUUCAGACUAUUUGAGUGCUUCGGUGUCGACGGCGGCCAACGACUCGGUGGCCAAUCAUAGCAUUACUAUCGAACCGAUCUCUAUAUCAUUGAACGAUUGCGACGACGAGUCCGACAUCGAGUGCUCCGAACCCAACACCAGAAGUGGUACCGAUUGGGACCCAACCCUCACGAAUAGGAAUCAUUCAAAUUAUGGACAGUUUGGCGUCAAGACGUUAGAGCAGAUCCGGAUGGAGAAGGUGUUCAACAGUGAUUCAGAUGACACACUCGGCAACGAUAAUAAUAAUCAAUGUUUUGGCAAAAAUGAGUGCCAAAUAUCACCACAAAAAUCGUUGAACACAAUCGGCAGAGACCUGAGGGUACGGAUUAAGCGGCAAAUGCCAGACACCGAUAGCACAAAGACAUCGACACCUGAGUUGAGUACACAAACCACAAACGCUUCAUACAGAUCAUCAGAUUUUGCGGUCAAAACGUUGGAUCAGAUCAGACAAGAGCGGCAAGAGAUGGCAAAGAGAGAGCAAACAACUACUGAGCAAAUGAAUGGUCUGAAGGAGAAUCAGGAGCCCAGAGGUGAGAAACGGUCGGCCAAUGAGCGCAACAAAUCUGUGAUUAAGAUCAGACGUAUCGGUCCGUCAGUGGACACGACAUCACUGAAGACAUCUCAGCAACAAAUGAAUAGCGAGUCGAGAGAAUCGCAUCAA
Medioppia subpectinata is the source of this 1288-nucleotide messenger RNA. NCBI's taxonomy places the organism in Eukaryota, Metazoa, Arthropoda, Arachnida, Sarcoptiformes, Oppiidae. The record is from the annotation of a GenBank genome assembly.